AUGUUAACGAGGUAUUCAACUGGAUUAAAGACAUUUUACACUCUUUUCGUGAUAGUUCCACACGACAUCACCACUGACGCGUCGCAGCACGCGAAACGGAUAGCCGCCGAGGCUAAUUUCGACAAACCCACAAUGACCAAAACAAAGACCAACGCAGAGUUUAUCAAGGAAUGCAAUGCAAAACACGCCGGCUUCUACGACUAUUCUAUUACCAAAUACACCAUUUGGAACGCGAAGAUCAAGUACAUAUGUCCAAACCAUGGUAUCCAAGAACAGCGUGCUAACGAUCAUCGCCGUGGUGGAGGCUGUGGCAAAUGUGGGAGAGAGAAAACGAAAAAGGCUUUCCUUUACGACACUCAGAAGUUCAUUCAGGUGUCCAAUCGCAUCCACAACUCCCAGUACGACUAUUCAAACGUUGUUUAUUCCUCGUAUCUCGAAAGUGUUAGCAUUCGGUGCAAACUUCACGGCGAGUUUGUCCAGGUCGCCGGCCACCAUUUGAGUGGCCACGGCUGCCCAAAAUGUGGCAAUAUUUCAUGUAGGAACCGUGGAAAGCCAUCAAAGAUGCUCACAAGAACCAUGUUCCUACGUCUGGCCCGUGAGACUCAUGGUGGCAUCUACGACUAUACAAGCAUGAUUUACAAGCAAAAACGUACCGGUGUAUCGAUCAUUUGCAAGUCUCAUGGUCCGUUUGUGUGCCUCCCUGAUAAGCAUUUGAAAGGCGUAGGUUGCCCCACAUGUGUGUUUUUCGAUGCCUUUGUUGCAACCGCUUCAGCUUUGUAUCCGGGGAAGUUCGAAUAUGAUCGAUCCUCUUACAAGAAUAGCAAGACAAAGAUGCGUAUCACUUGCCAAGCACAUGGAGAUUUCUGGCAACAACCAGGAGAUCACAUCAGGAAACGCAGCGCUUUUCACUGCUACAUCUGCUUCCUCGAGAGCAAGAGGAUUACGCGUGACGAGUUUAUCGCAAGAUCGAAGGUCAUACAUGGUUCUGCUUAUGGAUACGACGACGUCGUUCUCGGAUCCACCUUGAACGAUUUCGUCACAAUUUUUUGCAACAAGUGUCAGAAGCAUUUCUCUCAAAGAGCGGUCAACCACCUCCAGGGCAAUGGGUGUGCGACGUGUUGCGAGUCUCAGCACGAGAAAAAGAUUCGUGCGUGGCUUGAAACUACAACUCACGUCUUUGAGCAGCAAAAAUCUUUUCCAGGGUUGAGACAUAUGCAGCCGCUCAAAUGCGAUUUCUACCUCCCUCAAUAUAAUCUUGUCAUCGAAUUCGACGGUAUACAACACUUUGAGCCGGUGAAGAUGUUUGGAGGUGAAGAGCGCUUCGCUAUCAAUCAAACGCGCGACCAAAUCAAAAAUGAAUACUGUGUCGCUCACCGCAUCAAUUUGCUCAGACUUAAGGACGGGCAAGACGUCAUCGCUGAAGUUCAGACAACUAUCGAGAUCAUCAAGAAGGGCGGUGACUCCAACGUCUAUCACAUCCUCUACGGCAAAUUCGCCACGCUUGCAUAG
This is a messenger RNA of Lachancea lanzarotensis, 1509 nucleotides long. Its product is annotated as LALA0S06e03422g1_1. Bases 1 to 1509 code for a protein of 502 amino acids. The transcript has a single exon. The record is from RefSeq and is a predicted model, not a curated record. Lineage: Eukaryota; Fungi; Ascomycota; Saccharomycetes; Saccharomycetales; Saccharomycetaceae.